Messenger RNA from Ictalurus furcatus (blue catfish), 4445 nucleotides. Its product is annotated as serologically defined colon cancer antigen 8-like. The record is from RefSeq and is a predicted model, not a curated record. Gene Ontology annotation, biological process: regulation of DNA-templated transcription. Bases 97 to 1452 code for a protein of 451 amino acids. Lineage: Eukaryota; Metazoa; Chordata; Actinopteri; Siluriformes; Ictaluridae. The transcript is spliced from 13 exons.
GCGCCGCUGUGAAAAGGUGGGGAACAGACUGGCAGAAUUUGUGUUGAAAGUGUUGAUGUGAACUUUCUAACAGAGAGGCUGUUGAACCAAGCUUCAAUGCUUCAAUGCAAAAUCACUCGCUCUCGAGCGGCAAAUCUUCCACUGCGCCCCCUGCUGUAUGCGGCAGGAGCUGCAGGCACCGCAGCGGGAGUUUAUUAUUGUAUUAAGAAGCGUCGUGAUGGGGAGAGAACCGCGGAGCCCGUGUACACACCUCCCACCGAAGAUUCUGCUGUGGUGGAGUCAGACUUGAUGUCUGAUGUGGAUGCAGUCAGAGUCACACAGACUGACAGGGCUGUCCCUGAGGAUUCUCUGAGCGAGACUGAGGAGAACAAUAAGGAGGACGAGGUGUUCAGUGCUCAGGUGGACCGCGAGAGGUCCAACCUGGAGGGCAGAGUGAGGGAGCUGGAGGGACUGGUCUGUGAGGCACACCGGGAGUAUGAGAGGAAAAAGAAGGACCUUGAGCGAGAGACGGUAACUCACGUUAUCCUGAAGUCACAGUAUGAGGGGUCACUAAAGGUCUCCUUGACUGAAGCUGAGGAGAAAUAUGAGCUGGCGAUCGAGUCCUGUGUUCAGCUGGAAAAGGAGAAAUCUGAACUGAUAUGUGAUGUGAAUGCCCUGCAAGGCUCAGUUCAGGAGCUGGAAAAAGAACUCUCUGAGAUGCGGAUGAGACAUGAUGAGCUAGCGACGGAGUGUAAACAAAAAAGUCUGCGGUUGCGUGUCCUGCAGACCAAGUAUGAUGUGAUGAGGACAUUUUUACAGAAGAAGUAUGAGGAAAAGCUUCUGGCUUGCAGUGAGAUGAAUUCCCAAUAUGAUCAGACAAAGGAAGCAUUAACGGAGGAAGAGGUCUCUCUGGCUGAAGCUGAGGGGCAAUAUCAGACUUCAGUACACAUGAAUAAUAAUAGGAUACUCCACAUAAAAGAACUCAUAAUGGAAGCCUAUAAUCAGCAGAAGCAUGAGCAAAUAAGGCUGGAGCUAGCUGAGGCUUGCUGGUGGACCUGGUGUAAGCUAGUGAGGGACAUUGAAAAUUUUCCUGGGUUUUGGCAGCACUGUUGCACCCUGGAGCAUGAACGAGAGCAGGAGGCUCACAGUGUCUUGAAGACCCAGUGUGAUCACAUGAAGAAAACACACAAUGAGGAGUCAAUAAAGGUCACUGUGUUGAUGGGGUCCUGUGCUCAGGUGGAGUCUGACCUGAUGUCCCUGAUGAAACCACUGCGAGCCUCUGUGCAGCAGCAGGAGAAGGAAAUCCGUGAGAUACACAGAAUGUAUGGCAAAAUAAUGAAGGAGCAGGAAGAAGAAUGCGAGUCUCACAGACUCCUGAAACUGCAGUACACAGAGAUUAUGAAAACUUUAAAACAGUGCUACGAGUUACUAAAAAACUGCCUUGGAUCUGAGGAGCCUGAACCCCAGAUAUGAACCCCAGAUACCUGCCAGGGACAGAGUUUAACACCUGGAUAUUCUCUAAUGCGUGUGCACAUAUGCCAAGACCUCAAAGUCAGAGUUAUCCCUGCAGGGCUCUGUGCCGUUUUUCCAACGUGGGUGAAGGGGGGUGGACUGGUGCCAUUAGGGCUUGACUCAAGGAUGGAUCAGGGGCACCUGGAUGCUUGUUGGGGCCCUGAGAGCUUGGUUCUAAGCACCUGUAGCUCCAGGGUUGCCUGUUGCCAUUCACUCGAUACUUGGACAGUGGACCCCAUCAGUGUAAUGUUUCAUCUGGCAAAAGCACCAGCAAUGUGAUGCAGGGGUCUACAGAGGGCAUGCAGUCCAGACUAUCAUCAUGUGACAUAUUAGCAAAGGAUUUCAUCACAGAGCUCCCGUUGUGGCUGCUUUAACAUUUGCCGGUUGUGUCUGUAAGUUGCUUGAUUCUGAACCCUUUCCAUUGCUGCCAGAGCCAACUAUGUAAAGUGUGGCUCAGCUGUUGGUUUGGUUUCUGGUUCAAAAAAUAUUCCAGAGGCGCUCAUGGGCAUGCCGUCCUUGUGCAUCUCAAUCGAGCACUACCAGGGAGCUCAGAUUUUUGGAGGGUGUAGUGUAGUGGCGUCUGAGCCACUGUUGGCAAUGGCAGGAGUACCUUCAGGAUUAUUAUUUCUGUUAGUUGGUUUUGUGAGGGGAGCUCCAGUCUGUUGUUACAGAACUGGCGCAGUCCGAUGGGCAGAUCAGUUUGCAGGGGAACAAGAAAAAGGCACAACAUGUUGGGUACCUACAGUAAUAACUACAUCUCUGCUGUCGCAUUACUUUGUGAAAUGGUCUUGAUAUACGUGAAUAAGAGAAUAUCCAGGUGUUAAUCACACUGCCCCUGGUGGUUAGGAGGGGUGAAAUAGCACUACCACAAACAUGCUAGGAUGAUACAGACAGACAUACAGUGCAUCCGGAAAGUAUUCACAGCGUUUCACUUUUCCCACAUUUUGUUAUGUUACAGCCUUAUUCCAAAAUGGAUUAAAUUCAUUAUUUUCCUCAAAAUUCUACAAACAAUACCCCAUAAUGACAAUGUGAAAGAAGUUUGUUUGAAAUCUUUGCAAAUUUAUUAAAAACAAAAAAAGCACAUAGACAUAAGUAUUCACAGCCUUUGCUCAAUACUUUGUUGAAGCACCUUUGGCACCAAUUACAGCCUCAAGUCUUUUUGAGUAUGAUGCUACAAGCUUGGCACAUCUAUUUUUGGGCAGUUUCUCACAUUCUUCUUGGCAGGACCUCUCAAGCUCCAUCAGUUUGGAUGGGGAGCGUCGGUGCACAGCCAUUUUCAGAUCUCUCCAGAGAUGUUCAAUCGGGUUCAAGUCUGGGCUCUGGCUGGGCCACUCAAGGACAUUCACAGAGUUGUCCUGUAGCCACUCCUUUGUUAUCUUGGCUGUGUGCUUAGGGUCGUUGUCCUGUUGGAAGAUGAACCUUCACCCCAGUCUGAGGUCCAGAGCACUCUGGAGCAGGUUUUCAUCCAGGAUGUCUCUGUACAUUGCUGCAUUCAUCUUUUGCUCAAUCCUGACUAGUCUCCCAGUUCCUGCCACUGAAAAACAUCCCCACAGCAUGAUGCUGCCACCACCAUGCUUCACUGUAGGGAUGGUAUUGUCCAGGUGAUGAGUGGUGCCUGGUUUCCUCCAGACAUGACGCUUGCCAUUCAGGCCAAAGAGUUCAAUCUUUGUUUCAUCAGACCAGAGAAUUUUGUUUCUCAUGGUCUGAGAGUCCUUCAGGUGCCUUUUGGCAAACUCCAGGCGGGCUGUCAUGGGCCUUUCACUGAGGAGUGGCUUCCGUCUGGUCACUCUACCAUACAGGCCUGAUUGGUGGAGUGCUGCAGAGAUGGUUGUCCUUCUGGAAGGUUCUCCUCUCUCCACAGAGAUGAUGAUGGAGGCCACUGUGCUCACUGGGACCUUCAAUGCUGCAGAAAUGUUUCUGUACCCUUCCCCAGAGCUGUGCCUCGAUACAAUCCUGUCUCAGAGGUCUACAGACUAUUUUUUUUUGUUUUCCUCCAAGCACAUUCAACUUGUUUUUGUUGCAUGACUUUCAAGCACAUUUCUCAUGGCUUGGUUUGUGCUCUGACAUGCAUUGUUAACUGUGGGACCUUAUAUAGACAGGUGUGUGCAUUUCCAAAUCAUGUCCAAUAAACUGAAUUUACCACAGGUGGAAUCCAGUCAAGUUGUAGAAACAUCUCAAGGAUGAUCAGUGGAAACAGGAUGCACCUGAGCACAAUUUUGAGUGUCAUGGCAAAGGCUGUGAAUACUUAUGUACAUAUGCUUUUUUUUGUUUUUUAUUUUUAAUAAAUUUGCAAAGAUUUCAAACAAAUUUCUUUCAUGUUGUCAUUAUGGGGUAUUGUUUGUAGAAUUUUGAGGAAAAUAAUGAAUUUAAUCCAUUUUGGAAUAAGGCUGUAACAUAACAAAAUGUGGGAAAAGUGAAGCGCUGUGAAUACUUUCCGGAUGCACUGUACAAACAUACAAACUCAUGUUGAAGUGUGGAUCCAAUAAACACUAUGACAAAAAUAAAAAACAUAAAUGUUAAAAAAAUAUAAAUUAAAUGUAAAUGUACAGUUUAAACAAGAUCUUAUUUAUUUAUUUAUUUACUUACUUACUUAUAUGUAUGUAUGUGUGUGUGUGUGUGUGUGUGUGUGUAUUACGGAGCUAUAUUACGGAGGACUACGGCUGCUCCUAAGGCCAUACAGACUUCAUAUAAAUCCAUAAUGAACUUUUUCACACUAUCUGUUGUUACCCAGAUGAGGAUGGGUUCCCUUCUGAGUCUGGUUCCUCUCAAGGUUUCUUCCUCUUAAAACAUCUUAGGGAGUUUUUCCUUGCCACCGUCGCCACUCAGUGGCUUGCUCAGUUGGGAUAAAUUCACACUUUUAAUAUCUGUAUACCAUGUUGAUAUUUCUGUAAAGCUGCUUUGAGACAAUGUCUAUUGUAAAAAGCGCUAUACAAAUAAAAUUGAAUUGAAUUGAA